UCUUCCGAUGACACCAUCUCCACGGCAACGCACCAACGGCAACGUAACUGACUUCCAACAGUCCGGCAGAGGCUGCAGUCCGAGCUAGGCACCAGGAAGGCAACAGUUAAUGGUGGCAGAGACGGAAUGGGACGCCAGCCAGCCAGCCAGCCAAACAGGUCUCUCUUAAAAUAAGCCACUCUACUCCCCUUCAUAUGCUCGGGGAGGGGAAUAAUGGAAGCCUCCUUCGUGGAAGAGGUGGCUGCAUCUUUGGUGAGGGAGUUUCUCAGCAAAAAGGGCUUAAAAAAGACAAGCGUCACAAUGGACGAAGAAUUUCCCCGCACAGCCCUCAGUAUCAACAAUAGAAAUGAGCUUCGGAGUGUUUUGCAUCUACAAUCUUUAUACAAAGAUAACAAGGCAAAGGAGAAUCCACUGAAAACCAUCAUCGAAAUUAUGACUAGUUAUUUUCUGGAACAUACAAGCAACAGCAAAAGCAUCAAGAGCCCCUCAGUUCUACAGAACAAGUUUUCCCAGCCCAGGUGUGCAGAGAAUUAUCUACUUAAGAAUUCUCUCUCUGAAGACAACAUCUGUGGGCAAUCAGUACCUGCAAGGAACAAAAUUGAGACCUACAGCUAUAAAACUGAUGAGGAAAUCUUCCAUCCAGCCAAUUUGUCCAGAAGGCAGCCUUACAAUAAAAGUGAGAGGAGCAAGACGGGGGCAACACUGGAUAGCAGCUUAGCUGCUGAGGGAGAGAAAAAGCUUGCCAAUAACUUUGAGGACCUGAAACCGCCAGAGCAGUCUUUGGAGUCAAGAACCGCCAUGAGGGAGAAACUCCGAGCCAGGCCUGGUCUGAUCGCCAGAGGAAUGAUGGCGGGGCCCACUGCCAACUCUCAAGAGGAUUCAUUAAAAAGAAGGCAUCUAAAGCGACCCUCUGGAAUCAGCAGCACAGUACAACUCAGAGGGGAAGACAGUGCAAGGAGCUCUUUAAACCUGCCCAGGGAUGAUUUGCAAGAGAGUAAAGGGACUCACAAGCUACCAGUGAGUGUCCUCUCUUCACACAGUGGCAGUCCCCUAGACAGAAGCAAGGAUCAUUCACCCAAGAUUAUGUUUAGUCCACAUACAAGCGCAGAUGAUGAGAAAACAAAACAUUCAGCCAAAGGCAGUGAGAGUCUGUUUGCCAAACCAACACCAGAAAGGCACCGAGCUGAAGAAAGGAGACCCAUGUCCGGCCACCAUGUGGAGGCGAAUGAAAAAAACCAUCACUUAAACUUCUUUCAGAAACAGACAGGACCUGGAAGCGAGAAGAGAGCGGUAUCGCCUAAAAAGACUGAAACUCAGUUUUUGGACUGCAGAAAGACUCCAGCGCCAUUGUCCAGCACAGACACUCUAGAAUUAGUUGAUAUUGAAGAUGAAGCAACUUUUGAGGAGGCUUGCAGGAUCCCUGACCCGGUUACUCUUCAUGUGCUCCAAGUAACAUCAGAGCCCGUUGACUUCUGCCUUGCAAGAGACCUAAAAAGCCUUCUGUUUGGCUCCAGCCUCAGCUGCUUCAGUGAGGAAUGGAAAGUCCAGAGCUUCACAUUUAAUGAUAUCCCUCAACUGAAGUACGGCAUCGUACAAAAAAAGGGUGGGCCAUGCGGGGUACUGGCAGCCGUUCAAGCCUCCGUCCUGCGACAUCUUAUCUUUGGAGACAGGAACAGCAACAGCAAUACUGGGUGCCUCCAGACCUCGGAAGCUCACCGGACGAAAUGCCUCCUUUUGGCACUCGCUGAUAUUUUGUGGCGUGCGGGGAGCAGUGAGAGAGCCGUGGUUGCUUUGUCUACGGGAGUGCAGCAGUUCACCCCAGCAGGAAAAUACAAAGCAGACGGGAUCCUGGAAACGCUUAUGUUGCACAUUGUCACAAAAUUUGAUGACUUGCUGAAGUUUCUGCAACAGAAUAUUUAUCAGUUUGAAGCUGGUCCUUGUGGCUGCAUUCUUCUAACCUUGUCCGUGAUAUUAUCAAGAUCCAUCGAUCAGGUUCGUCGAGAUUUUGAUGUGAUCACAAACCACUUGAUUGGUGCACAUGGAUACUGUACGCAAGAACUGGUCAACCUGCUGUUGACUGGCAAAGCUGUGUCCAACGUUUUCAAUGAUGUGAUGGAGCUGGACUCCGGGAAUGGAAACGUCACCGUUUUAAAAGGCAUCGUUGGCCGCAGUGAAGUUGGCUUGCUGUCCCUCUUUGAGCACUACAACGUUUGCCAGGUUGGCUGUUAUUUGAAGACCCCCAGGUUUCCAGUUUGGCUGGUGUGCAGCGAGAGCCAUUUCAGCGUCCUCUUCUGCUUGCAGAAGGAUUUACUUGGCGACUGGAAGAUGGAGAGGCAGUUUGACCUGUAUUACUACGAUGGCUUAGCCAGUCAACAAGAGGAGAUCCGUCUCACCGUUGAUACAUCCCAGCCUUACGUCGCAGAUAAAGAUGAUGACCUAAUUCCUCCACUUGAACACUGUAUCAGGACCAAGUGGAAAGGAGCUGUUGUCAACUGGAAUGGCACAGAACCCAUCCUGUGACCGCUGUGACCCCACCGGCUCAAAAGAGGCCUCCUCCCACUCUUGGAGGAAGCUGGGCAGGUGGCGUGCCUGCCUUCAUCCCAUGCAACGAGACUGAGCAAAGAGGCAGGACUUCAUGCUCUGGCCAGUGUGUAAACAGAGGCUGCACCUAUUUGAAGCGGCUUCCCUUUUCUGUGCACAAUGUAUGCAAGUGGAGAAUCAGCCUUGACGGCCAAAACAAACUGAGAGAAAGAGUAGUAAAUCUGUCGACAUCGACUCAAGUUCCGUUUCUGAAUCCCCUCCACGUCCUGCGAUUGUAUCUACCAAACAACACCCUGACUGUGUGCCCACCUUUCUCAUUUAAUGCUAGCUCUUUUGCACUGUCUCCAUUCGAAAUCAAGGAAACUGAAGUGUACACAAACAAGAUGGAAGAAAUCCAUUUUCCCAAGGGCGGUUCUGCAUUAGGUAAAGCUAAUAUGAGUGUUCCCAGCCUUGGGUCCUCACAUGUUAUGGGACUACAGCUGCCAUCAUCUGGGGGCCCAAGGCUGGGAACCCCCAGCCUAAGCUAAUAGCUCCCAAAACAUUUGGGAUCAAGGGUAUCACUGCCAACCCUUUUCUUUUUCACAUCCUGAUGUCUGCUCCUUCUGACCCCUGGCUAUUGGGAGACCCAAACUUGUGGUGCAGCUCCUCUCUUCAUUCUGCUGGGCAAUGCCUUGCCUUAUCUAGGCCACAGAAUAUUGAUGAUAAUGAGAAUUAUUAAGGUUACCCUUCUAAGCACGGAAAGUAAAGUAUUGUUAGAUUCAUCAGUCCUUUGGGAAAGAGGGCUAAGCCAUAGUGGUUUGCACUGGUCUAGACAUAUCUGCAGGGGGAUUAGCAUCUUCCCCAUGGCUUCUUGCCACAACUACCCACAUCAUUUAUUGGAAUCCAGGCCCACCACAUUCUGAGUUCCCUCACCUAGUAAGGUCACUAUGGAUAUGAAUUCUAUUGAUAUGAAUCAUUGAUAGGAAUUGUAGGCGGAGGAUCUCACUGCAUGCUAGUCUUGACUCAGGCAGUGAAUUCUGUGUGGAAAGCAGGGGGGAAUUUCCCCCAGGGAUGCUGAUUCCAUGGUGAAUGUAAUGUCUAGGUGGGAAUCUCAGCAGAAGGGAGCAUUUCCAGUAAUUAUAUAAUAUGCAUUCUUUUGAAAUGUAUACAAAAUUAAAUAUACACCCUAGGACAGAGGUGGGCAAUUUCCUCCUUUGCUCAGCCAGUCUCCCUGAUUACCAUGAGAACAAUGCCCCAUAAUAUGUUUACAAUCUUUUCCUUAUGACCCACUUCCACCAUGUAGGCGCAGUCAGCCUUGGAAACCUGGUGGGCUACAGCAAUGUAGUUUUUAGGUUGUAUUCUGUUAUUUUGGUAAAGUUGUUUGCUGUGAGGGAUGCUUAGGAAACAAGGUCAGGUACAUGCUCCCCACCUGUGUAUUAAGGUUUCCAAAGUGUAGUGUGUCAGCACAGCAUCUUGGCUACUUUUCAUCAAUAUUUUAUUUUCUUAUUAAUCAAAGCAAAAAGCAUAAUGCUGACAGGUAACAUUUCAGUAAGGUAGUGGAUGGGUUUGGUAAUGCUCCUGGUAGUUUGCAGGGGUGUUGUUUUUUUAUUAAAAAAAUGUACUUAAAAGUGUCAUUUUGUAAAUAAAAAUAAGCCUUAAAAGGAAGGUUGAACAUUAA
This is a messenger RNA of Hemicordylus capensis (graceful crag lizard), 4198 nucleotides long. RefSeq names its product MINDY lysine 48 deubiquitinase 4 (gene MINDY4). The record is from RefSeq and is a predicted model, not a curated record. Gene Ontology annotation, molecular function: cysteine-type deubiquitinase activity; K48-linked deubiquitinase activity. Bases 214 to 2520 code for a protein of 768 amino acids. Lineage: Eukaryota; Metazoa; Chordata; Lepidosauria; Squamata; Cordylidae. The transcript has 18 exons. Gene Ontology annotation, biological process: protein K48-linked deubiquitination.